UUUCCAUGGAGAGAAGAUGUUCUAAAAUGUGUUUUUUUAAUAGAUCAAAAAUUGGAAUUUCCUUUUUUCUGUGUGAUUUACAUUUAACUUUCGCUUCUCUUUGACGCAGAAGCCACUGCUAAUCUGAUUGUUAUUCUCAGCUCUUUCAGAAAGCAACUAUGACAGGGCUGAGGAGAAAAUCCAUUCUGCUGACAGGCUAUCUGGAAUACAUGCUCAAACAAUACCACAGCAAAGAGAACACAGAAAACAAGGGGCCCGUUGUGAACAUCAUCACCCCGUCCAGAGCAGAGGACCGAGGCUGCCAGUUAACACUGACCUUUUCCAUUUCCAGGAAAGGCGUUUUUGAGGAACUCGAAAAAAGAGGAGUCGUUUGUGACAAGCGAGAACCAGAUGGUAUCCGUGUGGCCCCCGUUCCUCUCUAUAAUUCUUUCCAUGAUGUUUAUAAGUUCGUCAGACUGCUCACUGCCAUACUUGACUCUUCAGAAACUAGCCAUGUUUUCUAGAAUCACUCAAGCAAAUCUCAUUUCACUACUAUUGAA
This is a messenger RNA of Peromyscus eremicus (cactus mouse), 539 nucleotides long. RefSeq names its product kynureninase-like. The transcript is spliced from 2 exons. Lineage: Eukaryota; Metazoa; Chordata; Mammalia; Rodentia; Cricetidae. Gene Ontology annotation, molecular function: kynureninase activity; pyridoxal phosphate binding. Gene Ontology annotation, cellular component: cytoplasm. Gene Ontology annotation, biological process: NAD+ biosynthetic process. The record is from RefSeq and is a predicted model, not a curated record. Bases 159 to 503 code for a protein of 114 amino acids.